Messenger RNA from Meloidogyne enterolobii, 1536 nucleotides. The record is from the annotation of a GenBank genome assembly. Lineage: Eukaryota; Metazoa; Nematoda; Chromadorea; Rhabditida; Meloidogynidae.
AUGUCUAGAAGUAUGUCUCUUUAUGGACGUGCUCCAGCCGAGCGAACAAUGAGCCGCCCAUUAGGACAGGAUUUUGAUGAAAGUACAAUAAUGGACAGUGAAUAUAGAAUAGUCCUCAAUGUUGGAGGUGUUCGACAUGAAACAUAUAAACAUACACUUAAAAAGAUUCCAGCUACACGACUAAGCAGACUUACACCUAAUUUGGCUAAUUAUGAUCCUGUUUUGAAUGAAUAUUUCUUUGAUCGGCAUCCAGACGUUUUUGCACAAGUGCUUAAUUAUUAUAGAACGGGGAAAUUGCAUUAUCCACUUGAUGUCUGUGGUCCACUUUUUGAAGAAGAACUCAAGUUUUGGGGAAUAGAUGCAAACGAAGUGGAAAGUUGUUGUUGGAUGACGUAUACCACACAUAGAGAUACUCAAGAAGUUCUUCAAAAUUUGGAAAAGUUAGAUCUUGAUGAUGAAGCUAUGAAAGAUGAGGAGAAACUCUACAGGCGGUUUGGACUUGACGAAGAAUUUCGAAACAAAGAAUUAAAUUUAUGGCAAAAAGUAAAGCCUAAGAUGUGGCGUUUGUUUGAUGAACCUUCUUCAACUACUGGGGCGAAGAUAGUCGCAGUAAUCUCAGUAUUUUUUCUUAUUUGUGCCAUUCUUGCCUUUUGCCUUAAAACACAUCCAGGAUUGAGAGUUGAGGAUCCAGGCAGUUCUCAAAUACAAGAAGAAACAUUAGCAAUUAAUUUAUCAAAUAAUUCUUCUUUUAAUUCUUCUAUAAAACCUUCAAGAGAAAAACCUCCUCCACCUUUACAAAAUGAACAACAACACGAACAUCAACAUCCAACCCAAAAACCUUUUUUUAAAUAUAGAACAGAAUCGAUAGGAUCUGAUCCUGUUAAUACAAAACCACAUCCAAGCUUUUUGAUAAUUGAAACUAUUUGUAAUAUUUGGUUUACAAUUGAAAUUUUAAUUAGAUUCUUCACAUGCCCAUCAAAACUUGAUUAUUUCAAAUCCCCUGUAAAUAUUAUUGAUAUUGUUGCAACUGUAACAUUUUAUAUAGACUUUUGUUUAACUACUUGGUUUGAGGCAACAUCUGAUUUAGAAUUCUUUUCAAUAAUUCGAAUUUUGAGGCUUUUUAAACUUACACAGCAUUCACAAGGAUUGAAAAUAUUGCUUUAUACAUUGAGAGCAUCAGCAAAGGAGUUAAUGCUUCUUGUAUUUUUCCUUUUAUUGGGCAUUGUUGUGUUUGCUUCUUUAAUUUAUUAUGCUGAACGUUUAGAAGAAAAUCCUGAAAAUCAGUUUCAUUCAAUUCCUCUCGGUCUUUGGUAUGCAAUUGUUACAAUGACUACAAUUGGUUAUGGUGAUAUGACUCCCCAUACUUGGAGUGGAAGAUUAAUUGGUUCAAUCUGUGCAUUAACUGGUGUAUUAACAAUUGCUUUACCUGUACCAGUUAUUGUAGCAAACUUUGCAAUGUAUUAUUCACACACUCAGGCUAGAAGUAAAAUGCCAAAAAGGAGAAGAGGGGUUUUAAGUAUGGAACAGGUAAAUUAA